This is a messenger RNA of Pararge aegeria (speckled wood butterfly), 1097 nucleotides long. Its product is annotated as transcription initiation factor TFIID subunit 10-like. Lineage: Eukaryota; Metazoa; Arthropoda; Insecta; Lepidoptera; Nymphalidae. Gene Ontology annotation, biological process: transcription initiation at RNA polymerase II promoter. Gene Ontology annotation, cellular component: SAGA complex; transcription factor TFIID complex; nucleus. The record is from RefSeq and is a predicted model, not a curated record. The transcript is spliced from 3 exons. Gene Ontology annotation, molecular function: RNA polymerase II general transcription initiation factor activity; promoter-specific chromatin binding. The coding region runs from base 81 to 464 and encodes 127 amino acids.
GCCAAAUGUCAAAUUAACUGUCAAUUGUCAUUUUGUUUUAAUUUUAUCUGCGAACUGCGGACAAAGCCAAAUUUUUGAAGAUGAGUCGUAUCGAUUCGCCAUCCAUCGGAAUGGACGAGGACAUCGGUGCUGGUCAUGCUUUGAGCGACUUCCUGCUGCAACUUGAGAACUACAACCCUUCUAUACCAGAUUCGGUGGUUGCUUAUUACCUAAAUAUAGCUGGGUUUGAAUCUCAGGAUCCUAGAAUGAUAAGGCUGAUAGCGCUCGCGUCUCAGAAGUUUCUCUCGGACAUCGCAAACGAUGCAUUGCAGCACUGCAAGAUGCGUACCUCAAGCCAAAUCAACCAGAGCUCCAAAAACGCUAAAGGACCUAAGGAAAAGAAAUAUGUUAUGACCAUGGAGGAUUUAGUGCCAGCACUACAAGAAUACGGCAUUUCAGCAAAGAAACCUCAUUAUUAUGUUUGAAAUUUAGGAUUAAUUGAAUUAUAGAAAAAGUAUAGCUGAUUUAUUUGAAUUUUUGAAACACACUUUUUGAAUGUGACGCAACGUUUGUAGUGUGAUUCUAAUGUCAUGGGGAAACUAAGGUGGCUACAGUCCAAUUCAAACUUUAUGACUUCACGAGCUUCGUGAGUUUCGCAGAAAUUACAGCAAUGCGCAGAAUUCAUCAGUGUCAGCCUAGGGGCCAUUCAAAUAAUACGUAAGCACUAUAGCGGGGAAAAUAAGCAAAACAAAGACCACCCGUCUUUGUUUUUCUUAUUUUUGAUGUCUUGACAGUGGGGUAUCGUUCUAGGAAUCUAGAUGAAGAUUACGUCAGCAGUCGUUAUUAAUGUAAGUAGUUAUGAGAGUAGGGGAAUAGGGGGUAAAAGCUUUGCUUACUUUUGCUGAAAAGGAGGAGGGGGGGAGUAAAUAAUUGUAAUAAAUCUGCUUACGUAAUAUUUGAAUGACCCUCUAUCAUCGGGAUGGUACAGUUGACUACAUGCGCCAAAAACACUAAGUUCCGCGACAGCAUAAAGUUUGAAUCGGACUGUACCACAUCUUCCUGAACUCUGACACUAUGAAAACUUAUGUACUAAAUAAAUGGGAAAGGGAUAUAGAAUA